GGCGGCGGCGGCGGCGGCGGCGGCGGCGGCGGCGGCGAACGCGAAGCCGCGUCCGAGCAGAGCUGCAGCGGCUGCCGCGGGCACCGGAGUGCCGAGCCCAGGACGCCCGGCCCAGGCCCGCGGGGCUGAAGACUAGCAACUUGCAGGCAGUGACUCAGAGAAGGAGGAAGGGAGAAGAGGCACAGGGGUGCUCGUGGAGAGACACCCCAAAACAGGGAGGUCCCACUGGAAGAAAGGAGCCAAACCUGUGACGCACCUGCCGUGUGCUGGUACGGCGGCAGGAACCCCAUUGGCCCACUUGGUGCACGCUAGACGUCUCUGGGCACAGUACAAGGGCGAGCGUACGUGUGGCCUGGUGGAAUUUCUGUGCAGGCGUGCAUGCAGCCAUGCCACCAACAUUGUCUGUCUCGUCCAUCCCCUAUCACUAGUGCCUGAACAGCAUCAGUAACACAGGUGGACAAGUCCUUCUCCCCUCGCCGGAGUGUGUGGAGGAGUGAUGGGCAGAACCAGUGCUUUCCUCACGCCCUAGACCUGCCACGAGUGGACUUCGUUCCCUCCCACACUGCUUCACUCCACCCCAAGUAUAUUUUGUGGUUUCUAAAGCAUGCCCACAGACAUCAUCAUGCCUCUUGGUCAUUUCAUCAAACCUUGGAUGGCAGGCAUUCUCCAGAGCACAGAUCUGUUUGACAUGAUUGAGAAGAUGCAGGGAAGCAGGAUGGAUGAACAACGAUGCUCCUUCCCACCGCCCCUCAAAACAGAGGAGGACUACAUUCCCUAUCCGAGCGUCCAUGAGGUCCUGGGGCGAGAAGGACCUUUCCCCCUCAUCCUGCUGCCCCAGUUCGGGGGCUACUGGAUUGAAGGCACCAACCACGAAAUCACCAGCAUCCCGGAGACAGAGCCGCUGCAGUCACCCACGACCAAGGUGAAGCUCGAGUGCAACCCCACAGCCCGCAUCUACCGGAAGCACUUUCUUGGCAAGGAACAUUUCAAUUACUACUCACUGGACACUGCCCUGGGCCACCUUGUUUUCUCACUCAAGUACGAGGUCAUCGGGGACCAGGAGCACCUGCGGUUGCUGCUCAGGACCAAGUGCCGGACACACCAUGAUGUCAUCCCCAUCUCCUGCCUCACUGAGUUCCCCAAUGUGGUCCAGAUGGCAAAGCUGGUGUGUGAAGAUGUGAAUGUGGAUCGAUUCUACCCUGUGCUCUACCCCAAGGCUUCCCGCCUCAUCGUCACCUUUGAUGAGCAUGUUAUCAGCAAUAACUUCAAGUUUGGAGUCAUUUAUCAGAAGCUGGGGCAGACCUCCGAGGAAGAGCUCUUCAGCACCAAUGAGGAGAGCCCUGCCUUCGUGGAGUUUCUUGAAUUUCUCGGCCAGAAGGUCAAACUGCAGGACUUUAAAGGGUUCCGAGGAGGCCUGGACGUGACCCACGGGCAGACGGGGACCGAGUCUGUGUACUGCAACUUCCGCAACAAGGAGAUCAUGUUUCACGUGUCCACCAAGCUGCCCUACACAGAAGGGGACGCCCAGCAGUUGCAGCGGAAGCGGCACAUCGGGAACGACAUUGUCGCUGUAGUCUUCCAGGAUGAGAACACACCCUUUGUGCCUGACAUGAUCGCAUCCAACUUCCUGCAUGCCUAUGUGGUGGUGCAGGCCGAGGGCGGGGGGCCCGAUGGCCCGCUCUACAAGGUCUCUGUCACCGCUAGAGACGACGUGCCCUUCUUUGGGCCCCCCCUCCCGGACCCUGCUGUGUUCAGGAAGGGGCCUGAGUUCCAGGAGUUUUUGCUGACAAAGCUGAUCAAUGCUGAAUAUGCCUGCUACAAGGCAGAGAAGUUUGCCAAACUGGAGGAGCGGACCCGGGCUGCCCUCCUGGAGACGCUCUAUGAGGAACUGCACAUCCACAGCCAGUCCAUGAUGGGCCUGGGCGGUGACGAGGACAAGAUGGAGAAUGGCGGCGGCGGCGGCGGAUUCUUCGAGUCUUUUAAGCGGGUCAUCCGGAGCCGCAGCCAGUCCAUGGAUGCCAUGGGACUAAGCAACAAGAAACCCAACACCGUGUCCACCAGCCACAGCGGGAGUUUUGCCCCCAACAACCCCGACCUGGCCAAGGCAGCUGGAAUAUCAUUGCUUAUUCCCGGGAAAAGCGCGAGUAGAUUCGGACGCCGGGGCAGUGCCAUAGGCAUAGGAACGGUGGAAGAGUCACUGAUCGUCCCUGGGAAGAGCCCCACGAGGAAGAAGUCGGGCCCGUUUGGCUCUCGCCGCAGCAGCGCCAUCGGGAUCGAGAAUAUACAGGAAGUGCAGGAGAAAAGGCCCGGUGCUGAAUCCCCCCGCUGCCCCCGUGUGCCCCGCAGGGAGAGUCCCCCCGCCGGCCAGAAGACCCCAGACAGCGGGCACGUCUCACAAGAGCCCAAGUCGGAGAACUCAUCCACUCAGAGCUCCCCAGAGAUGCCCACGACCAAGAACAGAGCGGAGACGGCAGCCCAGAGAGCCGAAGUGCUGAAGGACUUCUCCCGCUCCUCGUCCAGUGCCAGCAGCUUCGCCAGCGUGGUGGAGGAGACCGAGGGUGUGGACGCGGAUGACACAGGCCUGGAGAGCGUCUCGUCCUCAGGGACGCCCCACAAGCGGGACUCCUUCAUCUAUAGCACGUGGCUGGAGGAUAGUGUCAGCACCACGAGUGGGGGCAGCUCCCCAGGACCCUCCCGGUCACCCCAUCCCGACGCCAGCAAGUCGGGGGACCCUGCGUGUCCCGAGAUCAAGAUCCAGCUGGAGGCAUCUGAGCAGCACACGCCCCAGCUGGUGAGGCCGCAGAAGCACAAGGUGAAGACGCAGUGUCAACUCCAGGUGGAUAGGACCUCUGCCCCCACGGCCAGCACCAGCCUGUGGGCUGUCCCCUGCCCCCGCCUUGGCCACCUGUCUGGACUGUCUCUGCGGGGCGGAGCCAUCCGGACCCAGGAGGGGGAGGCUGCUGGCAUCAUCCCUACCCCCCAGGCUGGGACAGGCAGUGGUCAGUUGAAGCAGAACUCCAGGCCUGACUUGCCCCCGCUCUGGGCCCUUUGUCACACCCGGGUGCAUCUCCGGACCCCUGGGGAGCAGGACGGGGGGGCAGGAUUGAGAUAUCUUGGUGUACACAGAGCCCGUUGCAGAGGCGGUGGGACGUGAAACGUGGUGGGAUGGGCACUGGGCUGGGAGUCCUGAGUCCUGGCUUCCAGUAUGGGUUCUGCUGUGUGACUUUGGGCAAGUCAGUCUCCCUCUCUGGGCGCCUCUGCUACACGUGGACAAGAUUAUUUCAGAGGUCAGUGAAGACUGUGAUUCCGUGCACCUGCCCCAGAAUGGGGGAUUGUCCUCCCAGGGGCCCCCAUUGCCCUCCCUUGCUUCUUGGGCUCCCUGGGACCCCAGGUGGGCUGAGGGGCUGGGAGCUGGCUCUGCCUGUUGCCCCUCCUGGACCCUCAAGCUCUACCACAGAUCUGCCAAUGCCCUGGCCACUGCCUCCACGUGACAGACAAGUGACCCCCUUAGGGGGGAGGGAGACCUCCCUGGCUUCUCAGCCAGCACCCAGCUUAACCCCUGCCAUCCCAUGCUCUGGGCACUCCAGGUCACGGGGUCUCACUGGCCUAGAGUUAUGGGCCUCGCCUUUGUGACCCCUCCACCCAACUCCCACGGAGGGGCAGCCGGGCACAGCUGCUGUGAGUCCACAUCCUUGUGUGUGUCUGUCCACACUUUUUAGGCACCACGCCAAAGGCCAGCCUUCCGGCCCCAACACCCAUUUUGGAAGCCCCCGUGGCUGUGUGUAUGUCGGUAACAGUUGUACAAAAUAAAUUCUAUUUAUCGCUAUUGUA
Felis catus (domestic cat) is the source of this 3831-nucleotide messenger RNA. It is a transcript of the gene RAP1GAP, whose product is annotated as RAP1 GTPase activating protein. Gene Ontology annotation, biological process: regulation of small GTPase mediated signal transduction; activation of GTPase activity. The record is from RefSeq and is a predicted model, not a curated record. The transcript has 28 exons. Bases 605 to 3154 code for a protein of 849 amino acids. Gene Ontology annotation, cellular component: cytoplasm; membrane. Gene Ontology annotation, molecular function: GTPase activator activity. Lineage: Eukaryota; Metazoa; Chordata; Mammalia; Carnivora; Felidae.